AUGGCCUUGCAAACAUUGCCGUCCUUCCAGGCCCUCAGCUCUCUGCCAGCACCUAAACAGCCGCUGGCUGAAGAUCUGGAUCCGCCACCGCUGCUCCCCGCCGCCACACCUCGAGGUGAAUUUCUGCCAGCAAGCCCCGUUCCAAGUGACCGGGACAGAGAAGACAAGCGUCAAUGGGCGUGUGCGGAUUCAGAGGGCCUAGGAGUGUCGGUGGAGCGCCGGUCCUUCUUCUCGGAGAGCUCUCCGGAAGCGAGAAUGAAGCCUCCAAAUCGCCUCCUGCACGAUCGUCACGCAGCUAAGAUGGAAAAGAUGCUGCAGGAGAUAUCAACCUUUUCAGGCAGGGUGAAGCUGAGACAGGAGAUUGCGUGGCGCCGCGUGUUUCCGGAUUUCAAGUGA
This is a messenger RNA of Symbiodinium necroappetens, 396 nucleotides long. The record is from the annotation of a GenBank genome assembly. Lineage: Eukaryota; Dinophyceae; Suessiales; Symbiodiniaceae.